AUGUCGAUCCCGGCAGCAGUGGGGUAUAUAACAAGGAGCGAGGGAACGGCUGAGGACGUCGCCCCGGAUGCUGACCAUGGCCUCUCGCUUCUUGACUGCUCUGCAGAUCCUCUGCGUGCGAAAACAGUGUCCCCGACCUUGAUUUCUCUGUCCAUCGAGCAGGAUAACUGGAUAGAAUGGGCAGGGACCGCGGCUCCCAACAUGUUCUUCUACAAUGCUUUAGACAAUCUCAGACAGCUUGCUGGUGAAGGUCUAUGGAUCCGUAUCGGUGCCGACUCCGAAGACCAUACCAAUUACAACCCUGAUAUCCAAUAUGCCGAGGAUAUCUUUCCUGCGUACACCAACACCACACCUUAUCCCGAGGCUACAAAUAUCACAGUUGGCUGCGACUAUUACAAGCUUAUAGCUCAUCUGCCAGCUCUCACUCAUGUCUGGUGGGGCGUUAACCUCGGCCAAUACAACAUUACUGCCGCCUAUCUAGAGAGCCAGGCACUCUUGGCUGCGUUUGCCGACCCCGCGGUGGUCGCCCAGGGCACUACACUGGAGUACAUCGAAAUCGGCAAUGAGGCAGACCUAUACAGCAAUAACGGUGCAAGGAACAGCAGCUGGAAUCCCAUUGAAUAUACGAGAGAGUGGAUCGAAUUUGCGACCAACAUCUCCGACUCUUUUGAUCUGUACAGUCGCACGUAUCCCAAGCUGAUCGGCGGCGCAUUCGCCAAUUCAGCAUUCGGUACUUCUGGAUUCUCUCCGCAAGCCAUCAUAGGCGCAGGGAUCCUCAACUCUGCCCCUGGGUCUCUCAUUCGCACUGUGUCACAGCACCACUACAGUGGAUCAUUCUGCCAGGGAAGCGGUGGCUUGCUCCAGGACCUGAUGGCGAAAUCGACAAUUCGUACCAAUGUCUCUGAGUUUGCGCCAGAUAUCGCGGUGGUCAGGUCCUACGGACUGGACUACGUCUUCGGUGAAACCAACAGUUACGCCUGCCAUGGUGCGCCGGGCGUCAGCAAUACUGCGGGAGCAGCAAUCUGGACCUUGGACUAUUCGUUGUAUGCGUCGCAAAUUGGCAUAUCUCGCCUCUUCUUCCACGAAGGAGUCGGCUACAAGUACAAUCUGAUCCAACCUGUAGCACUGAAUCGCUCCAUCAUCGAUGGAUCGUCGCUUGCUGCGCCUAUCCCCCCGCAUGUUCAGCCCCAGUAUUACUCGGCCAUCAUCGCAGCUGAGGCGAUAGGCUCUUCAGGGAGUGCGCAAGUCCUUGAGUUACAGUUCGAUGACCCGUGGACGUCUGGAUACGCCUUCUACGAGUGGGGCGUUCUGCGGAGGGCGCUCAUCGUCAAUUCACAAGCCUAUUUGAGCGGGACCACGGCCGCGAGGAACACCACACACGUCGAUAUCAAUUUCAUUGGACACGAGUUUGGAGCUGGACCGACUAGCAUGCAGAUCAAGCGUCUGAAUAUCAGCUAUGCUGAUGCUACCUCUGGCCUGACUUGGGGUGGGCAAACCUAUGAGACAAGCGAUGCCAGAGUUAGUGGACCGCUUGUGAUGGAGGCGGUACCGGUCAGCCAAGGGGUUGACGUCCAAGAAACGGAAGUCGUGAUGCUUUCGUUUAUAGUGUAG
Molecule: messenger RNA, 1611 nt
Organism: Gloeophyllum trabeum ATCC 11539
Lineage: Eukaryota; Fungi; Basidiomycota; Agaricomycetes; Gloeophyllales; Gloeophyllaceae
Product: glycoside hydrolase family 79 protein
Exons: 8
Coding region: 1-1611 (536 amino acids)
Source: RefSeq, a predicted model, not a curated record